AUGCGGCGGCGCCCGCCGAGCCGGGGCGGACGCGGGGCGGUCGAGGCUCGGGAGACGCGCCGGGCACGCCGGUCCGGCAGCAGCCGCGGCCGCAGGAUGGCCGAGGCUAUCGGCUGCACUCUGAACUGUAGUUGCCAAAGUUUCAAACCUGGGAAAAUAAACCAUCGUCAGUGUGAACAGUGCAGACAUGGAUGGGUGGCUCAUGCACUAAGUAAGCUGAGGAUUCCCCCCGUAUAUCCAACAAGCCAGGUGGAAAUUGUCCAGUCCAAUGUGGUGUUUGAUAUUAGCAGUCUCAUGCUGUAUGGGACCCAGGCGAUCCCUGUUCGUCUGAAAAUCCUACUCGACCGGCUCUUCAGUGUGUUGAAGCAAGAUGAGGUCCUGCAGAUUCUCCAUGCCUUGGAUUGGACCCUUCAGGAUUAUAUCCGUGGAUAUGUGCUACAGGAUGCAUCAGGGAAGGUGUUAGAUCACUGGAGCAUCAUGACCAGUGAGGAAGAAGUGGCCACCUUGCAGCAGUUCCUUCGCUUUGGAGAGACCAAGUCCAUCGUUGAGCUCAUGGCAAUUCAAGAGAAAGAGGAACAGUCUAUCAUCAUGCCACCUUCCGCAGCAAACGUAGACAUCCGGGCUUUCAUUGAGAGCUGCAGCCAUCGAAGUUCGAGCCUUCCCACUCCCGUGGACAAAGGAAACCCCAGCAGUGUACACCCUUUUGAGAAUCUCAUAAACAACAUGACUUUCAUGUUGCCUUUCCAGUUCUUCAACCCUCUGCCUCCUGCACUGAUAGGGUCGCUGCCUGAACAGUACAUGCUGGAGCAGGGGCAGGACCAAGGCCAGGAGGACCCCAAACAGGAAAUCCACGGGCCCUUCUCUGACAGCGGCUUCUUAACUUCCACAUCAUUUCAGGUUGAAAAGGAGCAGUGUUUAAGCUGCCCGGACGCUGUUGCUCAAAAAGAAGACGGUGCCCAUUUAAGUGACUCCAGCUCAUACAGCAUUGUCACUAAGCUUGAACGGACACAGCUAUCCCCUGAGGCCAAAGUAAAGCCCGAGAGGAACAGCCUUAGCACGAAGAAGGGCCGAGUGUUCUGUACGGCAUGUGAGAAGACUUUCUAUGACAAAGGCACCCUCAAGAUCCACUACAAUGCCGUCCACUUGAAGAUCAAACACAAGUGCACCAUUGAAGGGUGUAACAUGGUCUUCAGUUCCCUGAGGAGCCGCAAUCGCCACAGCGCCAACCCCAACCCUCGGCUGCACAUGCCAAUGAACAGAAAUAACCGGGACAAAGAUCUCAGAAAUAGCCUGAGCCUGGCAAGCUCGGAGACAUACAAGCGCCCCGGCUUCACGGUGGUUUCUCCAGACUGUGGGCCUCUCCCCGGCUAUACAGGUUCCCUGGAGGAUUCCAAAGGCCAACCAACUUUCUCAAGCAUUGGGCAGAACGGUGUGCUUUUCCCUAACCUAAAGACAGUGCAGCCAGUCCUUCCUUUCUAUCGUAGUCCAGCCACCCCCGCCGAGCUGGCAAACACACCUGGCAUGCUGCCUUCUCUCCCUCUCUUGUCCUCUUCAAUCCCAGAGCAGCUGAUUUCCAACGACAUGCCGUUUGAUAUUCUCCCCAAGAAGAAAUCCCGGAAGUCCAGUAUGCCUAUCAAAAUAGAGAAGGAAGCUGUGGAAAUAGCUAAUGAGAAGAGACAAAAUCCCAGCUCAGAUGAAGACGUGCCCUUGCAGGUGGUCAGUGACGACGAGCCGGAGGCCUGCAGUCCUCAGUCAGACAGAGUAUCCGGGGAGCAGCACGCACAAGCAAGAAGCUUAGGAAAACCCCUCCCCCAAGGAGAAAGGCCCUGCCAUUUCGAAAAUGUGAUCGAGUCCCAUGGAGCCAUCGGCAGAACCCUUGAGCAGGCCACACACACACACAGGGAGACUGAGCAAAAGUUAACAUUGACCAUGGUGCCAAGAGAACUUGAGGAUGGUGGCCGGGAACACCCCUUCACACCUGGAGUGGAGUCCCAGAUUCCUUUUUCUGACUACAUGGAACUGCAGCAGCGCCUGCUGGCCGGGGGGCUCCUGGGUGCCUUGUCCAACAGGGGAAUGACUUUUCCUUGUCUUGAAGAGCCUAAAGAACUGGAGCACCUGGGGCAGCAUGCAUUGGAGAACCAGAAGGAAGAGAACCGCUUCCAGUGUGACAUCUGUAAAAAGACCUUUAAGAAUGCUUGCAGUAUGAAAAUUCAUCACAAGAAUACUCAUGCCAAAGAAACCCACCCGUGCACAGUGGAGGGGUGUACGGCUACGUUCCCAUCCCGCAGGAGCAGAGACAGGCACAGUUCAAACGUGACCCUCCACCAAAAAGUAUUGCACCAAGAAGCACUAGAGAGCAAUGCAGACCAUUUUCGUGCUGCUUACCUCCUGAAAGAUGUCAGCAAGGAGGCCUAUCAGGAUAUGGCCUUCCCACCCCAAGCAUCUCAGACAUCUGUCAUCUUCAAGGGAACGAGUGGAAUGGGCAGUAUGGUCUAUCCAAUAACCCAAGUUCACAGUGCCAGCCUGGAGAGCUACAACUCUGGCCCCCCUAGUGAGGGCACCAUCCUGGAUUUGAGCACUACCUCAAGUAUGAAGUCGGAGAGCAGCAGCCACUCUUCCUGGGACUCUGACGGGGUGAGUGAAGAAGGCACUGUGCUCAUGGAGGACAGUGACGGGAACUGUGAAGGACAGAGCCUCAUCCCUGGGGACGAUGAGUACCCCAUCUGUGUCCUGAUGGAGAAGGCUGACCAGAGCCUUGCCAGUCUGCCUUCUGGGUUACCCAUAACCUGUCAUCUCUGCCAAAAGAUAUACAGUAAUAAAGGAACCUUUAGGGCCCACUACAAAACUGUGCACCUCCGCCAGCUCCACAAGUGCAAAGUGCCAGGGUGCAACACCAUGUUUUCAUCGGUUCGCAGCCGAAACAGACACAGUCAGAAUCCCAACCUGCACAAGAGCCUGGCCUCGUCCCCAAGUCAGCUCCAGUAACAAACCAGACC
Molecule: messenger RNA, 2996 nt
Organism: Jaculus jaculus (lesser Egyptian jerboa)
Lineage: Eukaryota; Metazoa; Chordata; Mammalia; Rodentia; Dipodidae
Gene: Bnc1
Product: basonuclin 1
Exons: 5
Coding region: 1-2985 (994 amino acids)
Biological process (GO): regulation of transcription by RNA polymerase I
Cellular component (GO): nucleus
Source: RefSeq, a predicted model, not a curated record